CCGGGCUCCCGGACUUUUGCGAGCUAGCCCAGUCGUUGCACCGGCAGGGGACCGUGAUCGCGCUCCCCACGGCCGUGCUGGACUUCGGCGCUACGGCCACCGGCGCGGCGGCUUUGUCGCGGAUCGCGGAUAUCCGGGUUUUGAUCGUGGAGGUACAGGACCGGAUGAGUGAGGCGAUGACGAGGCUGCUGGUCACCCACGUGCUCCGCCUGAUUGUGGCCGUGUUGUUGUACGCGGCGGUCUUUUGGAAGUUCCAGAAGGCCUGGGGCCCCUACGUGCAGUUCUACCGGGAUUUGAAGCACACCGCCGCCGACGCCGACCUUACCGUGGAGCAGCUGCGCGACGAACUCGAGCAGGAGCGGCGCAAGCGCGUCAAGGCCGAGCAGGACUUUGCGGGCCUGCAGCGCGAGUCUGCGGACACUUUUGUCGCUUCUCUCUCGCUGCUCCCGGAUCAGUACGCCACUACCACAACUUCCUCGAGAAGCAGUCGCGGACAGCACGCGUUUUUUCCUGCCCGAAGCAGCGCAACUUCUGGUGUUCCUCCAGAAAAACACAGUCUGCAGGUCGUGCUUCAGCUCUCGCCCGUGCUAGUGCAAGCGGCAGCUGGCGAUCGUGGCGCGGUUUGUGCGGCGGAAAAAAACCGUAGCUCUGCACAGAAGCAGGGAGAAACGAAAGCAGAUCAGCAACCUUCUUGUUCCGGAGCUAGUACAACAACUACGUCAUACCCAAGUACUAGCAGUGGAGUACGAGAAAAUGAGUCUCUUCUUCUUCAGCAAAAAGAGGCUCUACUUCUCGAGCAAGCGUCGCACUGGUCGUCCUGUGGGGGGUCUAGCGCAACAACGGUGGAAACGUACCAUAUUUCCUUACAACCUGCUCAGGUGUUUUAGCAAUCUCAACUGGUCAUGCAAUAAAGAACCUUAGCUCGCUGCUGUAUGGGGUCGCGCAUGAACAGCAUGAAUGAACAACAUACAGAGAUAGAUUUGCGCUUGUCGCAUCAAUGCAAGUUUCGCCGGAUUCUGUUCGGGUUCGGCACACCAGAACUUGUCAUGCGCAUUCCUGUCAGAGUACGUAGGCGUAGGCCAAAUCCGGCGCACUGACUUUUUUUGCAUCUUCGAAUCGCCGGCAUUCUUGGAACAUCUGAGCCACCUAUACUCCUCCCCCAGCGUUUUACCCCUGGCGGGCAUCUGGCUACUCUGUGCCGAGGACCGAGGCGGCGCGCGGGUAUCAAGAUGAAAAAUCUUUCCCCUCCCCCUAUUCGAAACAAAAAUGCUGAUGCUGGAUUUGAGUACUUACACAAAUAAUUCCAGUCUUGCACUAAGGGACCGCAGCCAGAGGCCCGGCUUCCUUGCUUGCGAGCAUUAGGGUCUGGCUUUUCAGCAUGGCAAACGCCUGCCCCGUAGGACCAGCAUCAUGAAAAAUCGCUUCUUUCAUGCGGCGCGCAUCUUCUCUGCCCUUGCCUUCUUGCACGACAAAGCUGAUCGGUGGUCACAAAUCUGCGACACAUGUUGCCGUUUUGAGUUGUAUGGGAAGGGGGGACUUUUCCUCGCAAUAUCGGAAAAUCGCGGACCACUUGCAAAAGCUCGACAUCUCGGACGACGGAAAGUUUCUCACAGACGGGACCGGCUACAUGCAGAGAGUGCAGGUGAUCUCUGACACAAGUCUGAUCUGGGAGGAUCGUGAACUUUGGCUGGACGCGGCGAACGCCAAUUUUCUCUACCGCCAGUCGGCCUCCCGAGCUGCGCCGCUGAAAUAUUGCCGGUUUUUUAAGAAGCAGGGCAUAAGGUAAUACGUAAGUGCCUGUGCGGUUUUUUUUCAAAUGAGUAGUCACUGACUUAAGUAGGAACAAACAGUAAUUUUUUUCAGUAUGUAAUAGAACCAAUCAACGACGUCGAUGAAUGCGAAAACAAAAAACAAGUUGUGCAAAACACUAGUUUCGUAAACAGCAUGAAGUUUCCGGGAAAAUACAUGAGGAUAUAGUAUAAAGUGCACCACUUUUAAUUAUGCAUUUGUUUCAGAGACAGACACUUUCUUUCGUUAGCAUCAGACGCGACCUAGCGUCGACCUUCACGGGAUAGCGAUAUUGAUAAACAUGACCAACGGGUCAUCGAACCUCUUUCUCGACUUACUCGCUGCCUCGCGGCUCGUUUCAUUGCAGUUUCGAAAAUUGAUAAUUCUUCGUGACACUCUAUCUGCUCGUGCUCGUCAC
Amoebophrya sp. A120 is the source of this 2206-nucleotide messenger RNA. The record is from the annotation of a GenBank genome assembly. NCBI's taxonomy places the organism in Eukaryota, Dinophyceae, Syndiniales, Amoebophryaceae.